Camelina sativa (false flax) is the source of this 1280-nucleotide messenger RNA. Its product is annotated as peroxidase 11. Gene Ontology annotation, biological process: response to oxidative stress; hydrogen peroxide catabolic process. Gene Ontology annotation, molecular function: heme binding; peroxidase activity. The record is from RefSeq and is a predicted model, not a curated record. NCBI's taxonomy places the organism in Eukaryota, Viridiplantae, Streptophyta, Magnoliopsida, Brassicales, Brassicaceae.
UAUAACUCCUUAAUUACCUCCCACAAAAACUUUAACGUUUUUCCCAAAAGUUUGGAUCAAAAGGGUUUCAUCAGAAGAAAAAGUAUGAAACUCCUCCUUGUGUUCUUGAUGGUUCACACCAUCUUUAUCCCAUGCUUUUCCUUUGAUCUACUGGGAAAGGAUCAUCCUUUAACCCUAGAUUAUUACAAGUCUACUUGUCCGACCGUGUUUGACGUCAUCAAGAAAGAAAUGGAAUGCAUAGUGAAGGAAGAUCCUAGAAAUGCAGCUAUACUUAUUCGUUUACACUUCCACGACUGCUUUGUCCAAGGAUGCGAUGGAUCGGUGUUGCUAGACGAAACAGAGUCUCUAAAGGGAGAGAAGAAAGCUUCUCCGAACAUAAACUCAUUGAAAGGAUACAAAAUUGUAGACAGAAUAAAAAACAUAAUCGAAUCUGAAUGUCCUGGAGUUGUUUCCUGCGCUGAUCUUCUCACAAUCAGUGCUAGAGAUGCUACAAUCCUGGUGGGUGGGCCUUACUGGGAUGUUCCUGUGGGAAGAAAAGAUUCAAAAUCAGCAAGCUACGCGCUUGCUACAACAAACCUCCCAACUCCAGAAGAGGCUUUGAUCAGCAUCAUCGCUAAAUUCUAUGCUCAGGGUCUCUCUGUUGAAGACAUGGUCGCUCUUAUAGGAGCUCACACGAUCGGAAUGGCACAAUGUCGGAACUUUCGAUCAAGGAUCUAUGGAGAUUUUCAAGUGACGUCAGCCCUAAAUCCGAUUUCGGAGACGUACUUGUCAAGUCUCAAAAAGAUGUGCCCCUCGAACAGCGGUGAAGGUGAUACCAAUGUAACGGCAAUAGACAACGUGACGCCAAAUCUCUUCGAUAACUCGAUCUACCACACGCUGCUAAGAGGAGAAGGGUUGUUGAACUCGGACCAGGCUAUGUACACGAGCAUGUUCGGGAUACAAACGCGGCGCAUAGUGAGCAAGUAUGCGGAGGAUCCAUUGGCUUUCUUCGAGCAAUUCUCGAAGUCGAUGGUGAAGAUGGGGAACAUUUUGAACUCUGAAAGCUUUGCUGAUGGAGAAGUUAGAAGAAAUUGCAGAUUCGUGAAUACAUGAACAAAACAAAACAGUGGAGGAAGAAACUAUCUCCGAUAAUUUAUUUAUUUAAGAAAAAAAAUGAAACCAAUCUUAUUCUUCUUCUUAUGUCUAUUAAAUAUAUAUAUAUAUAGGGUUCUUGAAUGUUUAAAAAGAGCUUCCUCUGAUACAGUAUCUUCUAAAGAUUUUUAAAUGAUUUAUCAAUUAAA